AUUUGAAUCUUUUGUAAUGUCCUACUGUAAUGUUAUUACUUAUUUUAGUAUAUUUACUGAUAAAUUUCACAUUAGGUAAUCCUGGAGAAUCACUAAAAAAUUCUGGAACAUGUUUAUUCAAGAAACAAGAUAUUAAUAGUAAACGCUGCUGGUCAGAAAAGGAAGUAGCAAUAUUACAAGCUCGUAAAAUAUUUGAGAACCUCACGAUGCAGCAGAUAUCACCAGAUGAGAUUGAUAGCAAAUACAUAAAACGUACACUUAAGUUCUUUCGUAAGUCUUUAAAAGAAGUGGAUAAAAUUAAGAAUAUAGAAACUCGUGAUAUAUUGCAGAAGUCACUAGCGGACACGCUCGGGGCGCACCUGCGGGCGCAGCUGCUGCCGGCCGCGCGGCUCGCCUACUACGCGGGCUACGUGCCCUACCGCGGCGUGCGGCGGCUGCACGACCUCUAUGAUGAAAUCAAAUCUAGAUUAAAUACUCAAGGCUUGGGGUGGAAGAAACCCGACACAGAGCCUCGGUGGGGCAACUUAACAGUGGCCAAGUUAAUGCUAGGUACCGAUACAGUUUUCAAUCCGUGCAGAAGUUUGAUCAUAAAGAGAGACAAGAAUAACUGCAUACAUUUGCCGCUGCCGAAGCUGGACGACGAGGAGGCUCCGUCGGCGCUGGCGCUGCCGUGGCGCGCGGGCGGGCUGGCGCGGCUGGCGGCGGCGCGGGCCGACGGCGCGCUGCUGCAGUACUACGUGUCGGCGGCGCGCUGCGUGCUGCGCCGCUCGCCCGCGCCGUGCCGCCACGACGACUUCGUUAGCUUCAACGCGGAGCUGUGGGACUGGGUGCGGCGCGCCGUGGCCCCGCGGCUGGCGGACGAGCGGCUGUACGCGGCGUACGGCGGCGCGCUGCGCGUGGCGGGCGCGGCGCGGCGGUACGCGGGGCGCGGGGAGCGGGGGAACCUGUUCGAGGUGGAGGAGAGGGCGAGCGCGGGGCGGCCGGCGUGGCGCGCGCUGGAGGCGGCCUGCCCCGCGCCGCGCGCCGCCGGGCCCGCGCUGCUGGCCGGCUGCAUCCUGCUGGCCGCCGUCGCCGUCGCCAUCCUGCAGUGCUGCUACAACUACAUGUUCGGGGACGCCAUGGGCUGCCACUGCCACUGGCCGGCGGACGCGCCGCCCUCCACCGCGUCGAUGCUGCAGCGGCAGGUGACGUGCGCGAGGGUGGAGCGGGGCGGGGGGCGGGCGGGCAGCUCGCUGCAGCGCGUGUUCGACCUGAACGCGAACGCGGAGCGCGUGAUGGAGGUGGCGGAGUGCGCGCGCGCGGUGUCGCGCGGCACGUCGCCGCCGCGGCUGCAGGCGCGCGUGUCGGCGCACCGCCCGCCGCCCCGCGCCGCGCCGCCCCGCGCCCCGCCGCCCCGCCCCCGCUCGCCCUCCAGCUCGUCCAGCAGCUCAUCGUCCAGCUCGAGCUCGCGCGGCGCGUCGUGGGCGGGCCGCGUGCUGCGCCUGCCCCGCCCCGCCCCCCGCCGCCCCGCGCCCGCCUCCUCCGCCUCCUCGCAGCUCCACGACUACACGAGCCGCACCUCGCUCACCUCGCACAGGUAGCACACAUUUAUAGGUAUUUAUUUUUAAAGAGUAUAUUUGUUAUAAGAAUGUUGUUAUCGUUUAGUAUGUCGUUUAAGUUUCUUAGAAAUAAUAUAUAACUAAUUUAUAUGUACAUAUCGCAUGGAGUAUUAUUUAAUAAAAAUGGCUAAUGAUU
Molecule: messenger RNA, 1734 nt
Organism: Plutella xylostella (diamondback moth)
Lineage: Eukaryota; Metazoa; Arthropoda; Insecta; Lepidoptera; Plutellidae
Source: RefSeq, a predicted model, not a curated record